AAUGAACUAUCGGUAGAUCGCAGCCACGUCGAAACUCACUGUGACGAUUGUCUUGUUUGUAUAUUACAAGAGAGAGAAAAUACUAAGAAAUAUUUGUAAUAAUAUUAACAACAAUAAAUUAAUUAAAUAGUGAAUAAUAAAUCUAUUAGGCGUCAAAAAUGCCUUUACGUCUCGAUAUAAAACGUAAAUUAUCAGCAAGAUCUGACAGAGUUAAAAGUGUUGAUCUACAUCCAACAGAACCAUGGAUGUUAUGCUCACUCUAUCAGGGAAAUGUCAACAUCUGGAAUUAUGAAACUCAAUUAUUACUUAAGACAUUUGAAGUAUGUGAUUUACCAGUUAGAACAGCAAAAUUUAUAACACGUAAAAAUUGGAUUGUAGCUGGUUCAGAUGAUAUGAUGGUACGUGUAUUUAAUUAUAAUACACUUGAAAAAGUACAUUCAUUUGAAGUACACAGUGAUUAUGUUAGAAGUAUUGCUGUACAUCCAACUCAACCAUUUAUACUCACAAGUAGUGAUGAUAUGCUUAUAAAAUUAUGGAAUUGGGAAAAAUCAUGGCGUGCUCAACAAAUAUUUGAAGGACAUACACAUUAUGUUAUGCAAGUUGUAUUUAAUCCAAAAGAUAAUAAUACAUUUGCAAGUGCAUCACUUGAUCGUACAGUUAAAGUAUGGCAAUUAGGUUCAUCAACAGCAAAUUUUACACUUGAUGGUCAUGAAAGAGGUGUUAAUUGUGUUGAUUAUUAUCAUCAUGGUGAUAAACCAUAUUUAGUAUCAGGAGCUGAUGAUAGAUUUGUUAAAAUAUGGGAUUAUCAAAAUAAAACAUGUGUACAAACACUUGAAGGACAUACACAAAAUAUAUCAGCAGUAUGUUUUCAUCCAGAAUUACCAAUAUUAUUAACUGGCUCAGAGGAUGGUACUGUUAGAAUAUGGCAUUCUGGUACAUAUAGACUUGAAUCAUCAUUAAAUUAUGGUUUUGAAAGAGUAUGGGCAUUAGGAGGAAUACGUGGAUCAAAUAAUGUUGUAAUUGGUUAUGAUGAAGGUAGUGUUAUGAUUAAAGUUGGACGUGAAGAACCAGCAGUAUCAAUGGAUUCAAUGGGUGGUAAAAUAGUAUGGGCAAAACAUAGUGAAAUACAACAAGUUAAUUUAAAAGCACUUGAUGAAGAAAUACAAGAUGGUGAACGUUUACCACUUGCAAUAAAAGAUAUGGGUGGAUGUGAAAUAUAUCCUCAAACAAUUCAACAUAAUCCAAAUGGUAGAUUUCUUGUUGUUUGUGGUGAUGGUGAAUGGAUAAUAUAUACAUCAAUGGCAUUAAGAAAUAAAGCAUUUGGACAAGCACUUGAAUUUGUAUGGGCUGCUGAUUCAAGUCAAUAUGCAACACGUGAACAUUCAUCAGCUGUUAAAUUAUUUAAAAAUUUUAAAGAAAAAACAUUUCUUAAACCAGAUUUUGGUGUUGAUGGUAUAUUUGGUGGUUAUUUAUUGGGUGUAUCAUCAGCAUCUGGAUUGUCAUUUUAUGAUUGGGAUACAACAAAAUUAAUACGUCGUAUUGAUAUACAACCAACACAUGUUUAUUGGGCUGAAAAUGCAUCAUUAAUUGCACUAGCAACUGCUGAUCAAUAUUUUAUAUUAAAAUAUCAUAGUGAUAUUGUUGCAAAUGCUGGUGAAGAUGCUGAAGAUAUUACUGAUGCAUUUGAAAUGGUUGCUGAAAUGAAUGAAGUUGUUAAAACUGGUAUAUGGGUUGGUGAUUGUUUUAUUUAUACAAAUAGUGUAAAUAGAGUUAAUUAUUUUGUUGGUGGUGAAGUUGUUACAGUAUCACAUCUUGAUAGACCAAUGUAUUUACUUGGUUAUGUACCAAAAGAUAAUAGACUUUAUCUUUGUGAUAAAGAACUUGGUAUUGUAUCAUAUUCAUUAUUAUUAUCUGUACUUGAAUAUCAAACAGCUGUUAUGAGAAAAGAUUUUGAAACAGCUGAUCGUGUAUUACCAACAGUACCAAGUGAACAUCGUACACGUGUUGCACAUUUUCUUGAAAAACAAGGUUUUAAAAAACAAGCACUUGAUGUAUCAAAUGAUCCAGAGCAUAAAUUUGAACUUGCAUUAUCACUUGGUAAUUUAGAUGUUGCUCAUACACUUGCUAUUGAUGCAAAUAGCCAUCAAAAAUGGCGUCAAUUAGCAUCACUUGCAACACAACAUGGUAAAUUAAGAUUAGCACAAGAAUGUUUACAUAAUGCACGUGAUUUUGGUGGUUUAUUAUUAUUAGCAACAAGUACUGGUAAUGCUAAUAUGAUUGAAAAAUUAGGCAAUGUUGCUGAUGAAAGUGGAAAAAAUAAUAUAUCAUUUUUAUCACAUUUUUUACUUGGUGAUAUUGAUAAAUGUCUUGAUAUACUUAUUAAAACUGAUCGUAUACCAGAAGCAGCAUUUUUUGCACGUGCAUAUGCACCAAGUAAAAUAUCAUAUGUUGUUAAAUUAUGGAAAGAAAAAUUAUCUCUUAUUAGUGAAAAAGCUGGACAAAGUUUAGCUGAUCCAGAACAAUAUGAAAAUUUAUUUCCUGGUUAUAGAGAAUCAUUGAGAGUUGAAAAAUUUUUAAAUGAAGAAAAUAAAAAAAAAAUACCAGCUCUUGCAUUUCCAACAGUCAAGCCAAAUAUUGAUCGUAAACCAUUAGAAGAAAUGCUUGAAGCUGAAGCAUCAUCUUCAUCAUCAAUUGAUCACAUGUCUGAUAGACUUCAUGAUCUUGGUAUUGCAAAUAAAUUAUCAACAAUGAAAGAACCAUUGCUUCCUCAAAAUAUUGAUAAUCCAAGCCGUUCAUCAAGGCCACUUAUUGUUGAUGAUGAAUUGGAUAUUGAAUUGGAACUAGAUGAAAAUAUUGAUACAACUGAUGUCAAUUUAGAUGAUGAACUUCUGACUGAAGAAGAAGAAUAAACCCGACCAUUGAUAUAUAUUUAUAAAUAAUAUAUUUACUACAAAAAAAACUUGGAUUAUCUUUUUCAUUCCUCACAUUUUUAUUAAACUUCUGAGUAUUAAAAAUGAAGAAAAAAAAAAAUAAAUAAAUAU
Messenger RNA from Aphidius gifuensis, 3041 nucleotides. RefSeq names its product coatomer subunit beta' (gene beta'COP). The record is from RefSeq and is a predicted model, not a curated record. NCBI's taxonomy places the organism in Eukaryota, Metazoa, Arthropoda, Insecta, Hymenoptera, Braconidae. The transcript is spliced from 5 exons. The coding region runs from base 159 to 2909 and encodes 916 amino acids. Gene Ontology annotation, cellular component: COPI vesicle coat. Gene Ontology annotation, biological process: intra-Golgi vesicle-mediated transport; endoplasmic reticulum to Golgi vesicle-mediated transport; retrograde vesicle-mediated transport, Golgi to endoplasmic reticulum. Gene Ontology annotation, molecular function: protein binding; structural molecule activity.